AUGAGCGCAACGAAAGGGAUAGUGAAAGAAGAGCAAACGGAUGAAACAGAAAGAAGCACCGUGGUAGUAAAUUUCACCGCAGUUCAUGAAGAGUGCCGGCAACCGUUAACGAAUACUAGUUGGGGAGAAUUGUCAUCAUGGUCAAAGUGGUCAACAUGUACAAGGACGUGCGAUGGCGGAAUCUCACGACAACAACGUCGAUGCAGACGUAAUAGACCGUGCAAGGGGAAGGUCUGGACUACCAGAUAUAAAAUCUGCAAUCUGGAGCCCUGCGAGAAAUCGAGCGACUUUCGCGCGGUACAAUGCGCCGCCUUCAACAAUGUGCCAUACAGCGGGCAACUGCUCAAAUGGUAUCCCCAUUACGACCCGACUAGGCCAUGCGCUUUGAUCUGCCGCGGUGAGCAGACCCUCGAGAAUAGCGUUACACGGUCGCGGCAGGAACUGCCAUCGGGCGAGAAGACGGUGCCGCGCGAUUCUACGGAUAGCCUGCUAUUCGACAGCGACGAGACGAUAGUGGUACAACUAGCGGAUAAGGUGGAGGACGGCACAAAAUGUUACAUGGAGGGCACGGACGUGUGCAUAAGUGGCGAGUGCUUGAAGGUUGGUUGCGACCUUCGAGUUGGUAGUAACAAGAACACAGAUGCGUGUGGCGUGUGCGGAGGGAAUGGAUCAAGCUGCCAAUCGCGGUACUCCUGGAGUUUGGAAUCGAUAUCCGCCUGUUCCAAGUCCUGCGGUGGAGGUUUCAAGAUAGGGAUGGCGGUGUGCAAAUCGGCCGACGAGAGCGUCGUGGAGGACAGCUAUUGCGAUGCAAACAGCAGACCUUCGGUGAAGUCCUUAAUGCCGUGCAACACGCACCCCUGCACAACAAAAUGGAUGAACGGGGAAUGGAGUGCGUGUAGUGCAAGCUGCGGCGGCGGUUCGCGAACAAGGUCCGUCUUCUGCACCGAGGAGAACGGGAACGAGACCACGAAGCUACCCGAUCACAAGUGUAGCAGCACGCACAAGCCGCGCACUCAGGAGACCUGCAAUACCGUGUCCUGUCCAAUGUGGGAGACCGAUAAAUGGAGCGAGUGCUCCGUGACCUGUGGCACCGGAAUACGGACGAGAACGAUCGAAUGCAGAGAUGGUGUUGGUGCCAUCUCCAGGGACUGCGACCUCGCGGAACGCCCUCAUACCGAGCAGGAAUGCAAGACGAACGUCGCAUGUCCCACAUAUGGAGACGGUAUGUCACAGCCGUUGGUGCAGCCGUAUCCCUUAUCUCCAAUGUCAGAGAAAUUGAUGGACCAACCAAUACCUUCCGAAUCAACCUCACGUUCGCCUAUCGUACUAUCUUAUACGCGAAUGUAUCAAUCUGGUGGAACUUGGGUCUUCAGGUUCAUCGCCGAGGAAUGGUCCCCCUGCAGUGUCACCUGCGGCGAGGGCGUCAGGCACAGGGAAGUACACUGUAAGAUAUUCCUCGAGUUCAGUCAAACCAUCGCUAAAUUACCGGACAGCCAGUGCUCCGGCCUGAAGCCCGUCGAAACCGAAAAGUGUACGAUGGAGCCGUGCGGCUUGCUGGAGAACAGCUUGUCCUACAGAAUCGACACUGUUGGCGAUAGCGGAUACGCCGAGUCGAGCCUAACGGAUUCGUACAGUAGAUCAUCGCCCGGUAGUUCCGGCGGAAGCGGAUACGACAGCGGUAUCAAGGUCGCCCCGGGUAGCGACGUGCAAACUACGUACUCGUGGAAGGAAACUGGCUACACCCCCUGCAGCGCGACAUGCUUAGGAGGUGUUCAAGAUCUUAUUAUAAAUUGUGUACGGGACGACACCGGGAAAACAGUGAUGCCGCUUUUAUGCUCCGCGGAAACAAAGCCAGAGGCGAGGAUACGAGUCUGUAACGAUCAUCCAUGUCCUCCGAGGUGGAAUUAUAGCGAAUUCUCCACUUGCAUGAGCCCUUGCGGUAUUGGUAUACAGACACGUGACGUUACCUGUAUCCAUGAGGUGACACACGGCACCAACAAAGCAGUGCCUGUUCCAAAUUACAUGUGUCCGCAACCACCGCCCGCCGACAGACGAUACUGCAAUGUACUGGAUUGUCCUGUCAAAUGGAGCACGGGGGAAUGGGGGAAGUGUUCGAGAACGUGUGGCGGCGGUGUGAAGAAGCGAGACGUAGUUUGCGAGCAGAUAAUGGCGCAAGGUCGUAAGCAGAGUCGUGAGGAACGCGAAUGCCCAGCUCAAAGGCCGGCCAGCGAGAAACCCUGUAACACCAGAGCCUGCCAUGACUCAGACUUAAGCUCUAACAUGCCACCAACCAUCACGAGUCUGAACACAACGUAUAAUCAAACAGAUAUCAAUGCGAAGGUGGAUUUGAAGAUUGGCGGAAUCGCCAAGAUUUUUCAGGGGACACCUUCUAUCAAAAUUCGCUGUCCGGUUCGAAAGUUUGACAAAGCUCAGAUCGUAUGGACGAAAGAUAACAAGGAAAUACGAAAAUCCAGAAAAUACAAGAUCAGCAGGAAGGGAGCUUUGAAGAUAAUCGAUAUAGUUGCCUCGGACUCGGGAGUCUACGGUUGCAUUGCGGGAAAUUCGCACGCAGAGACGCAGUUGAUAGUGAAAUUUCGUUCCAAAGAGCAGAUAAGCAGCGAGGAAUAUUUACGACUUGGCAAUUCCGUUCACCUACAACGAAAUGCAAACCUUGACUCUGCACCAGCGAAUUCUGGCGAAAGUCCGUACACUGAUCAUGCAGCAGCCUACGGAAACCGUUUUGAUAGCGAGGACCUUAGCCAUGAACGUGCGUUUCCUAGCAAACCAACGAGAAAACCACAUCAAAAGAAGCAGAAGACCAGUCCCACUCCGUCAGAUGCCACGAUGAUGCAUAAAGAACACACUGUUACCUCUCUCAACCAGCCGGGAUAUCAUGAGUCCGUGGAAUCACCUGCUCCAUCAAGUGCUUCCACUCUUGUGCCGCACUUGAAUUACUUGAUAUCGAGCUUGAAGGCCUAUUGGCCGUUUCACAGCGAAAUAGCUAUGAGUAAUAAUCGCAGAACCGCUUCCACGCCAUUUGUCGAGGACGAACAUAAAAGGAUGGCGACAACCAAGCGUAAAAUGUCUAACAAAGAAGCCGACUUCACGUAUCAAAAUGUAGAGGAUAACUUUGACAAUCUAUAUCGUAACACAGCCAUCCCGGACGAGACCUUCGGCCCAGACGAGGAGCGGAUAUUUAUCGACGUCGAUCCGUACGAUUUGGACGAAUCUGUAUUCGGGCUGCAGCACGGCGACGGCAUCAAGUCGGAUAUAAUGGAAGAAGUUGAUACCAAGCUUACUACGAAGCCCGAUAUCGAUUAUAUGGAAGAAUCGUUAAAAAAUGUGAAACGACAGUGGCAAGAACCGAAGACCGGGUACAAAGAUCGCUGGAGCACCACGCCCAAAAGUCACAUCCUCCAAAGCAAAGGCACAACGGAAUCUAUCGCAUCUUCACAAAAUGGCAAGAUGAGCGUACAUUACAUUGAAGACUCGAGCACAAAAAAGGAAAUGCUCAAGGAGGCAGACAGUUUCACCGACGAUAGUGAUAAGUCCAUCAAUCACGACGUUUAUGGGAACUUGAGAACUGAAGAUUCAUCGACCGUCACCUCCACAAUGAUGUCUAGAAGUCCUGAAGAUCGAUUAAGGAUACAGGAGCCGGAUCAUCGUAGUUUAAACCACACGAACAGGACAAUAGAGUACAGCGAGGCGUUCGAGGAGGAGCUGGAUAAGCGGAAAAUCGUGCCGUAUGUAGAAAAUCACACGGCGGAUUAUACAAUCGCGCGAUUUCCGACUACUAGAGACUUGGAAAGUAGAACGAGAGAUGACUCGACAUUGAUAGAUGAUCUGAGGUCGAGCGUUGUUGGGGAGAAUCCUGAUGAGAACGUAAGAAACUUAUCUCGCAAUCGAGAGGAUCACGCUGGCUCCAUAGAAAAGGCCUUCUCAGUGGAUCUAAAAGAAGCGUUUAGAGAAGGUAAUGAAAAUAAGCCCGUGAACAUUUUGACGUCCACUAUAACGGAAGAGGAUGCUACAACAAAAGAUACCGCUGCAGAAUCUCUCGCUGUAUUAGUUGCGGAUAAUGUUCUGGUGUUCGAGUGGGUUACGACCGAUUGGUCGAAGUGUUCUCAAACUUGUGGAGGAAGUGGAUUCCAGAUGCGAGGUGCACAGUGUACAGUUCGAUCGACAAAAACGGAUGGCAACUUCACACACGUCUCACCAAGAACGGUAAUCGGUCAGACUUUGUGCGAGGACGCCGGAUAUCCGGUACCGGAGAAGGUGAGACCCUGCGGAAUGGGCAAAUGUCCUCAAUGGCAUACCACGGAAUGGACUCCAUGCGAAACGUCCAGAUGUUUCAACUGGAAGACAGCGAUGCAGAAACGGGACAUUAGCUGUCGUUUGGUGCACGACGCAAAGGAUGGUCACGAGAAUGUCACGUUGUUGGACCCGAGUAAGUGUGACGAGGCUACAAGGCCGCUACAAAGACAAGAAUGCUAUAACGAUGCCUGCAAGGGUGUCUGGAGGGUCGGCGAAUGGACUGAGUGCACCGCGUCUUGUGAGGAAGAUGGUAUCAAAUAUAGGAUUUUACAAUGUGUCUGGUUCGGUACAAAGAAGCCAGCGGGAAAUGCUUGUAGAGAUAUACCACGACCUCCUGUAAUGAAAACAUGCAGGGGUCCGCCUUGUCCUCAGUCUACCGCAUUUGUAGAAGAUUGCAAGGACCACUCGCAGUUGUGCAGCAGAGUGAAAACGAUGAACAUAUGUAAGGUGCCGCUGUACAAGAAACAGUGCUGCGCAUCGUGUCGCUAGAUUCGAGAUAUUGAUAAAUGACUCAUUGUGAGGAUUAGACAAAAUGAACGAUAAUUAAGAGUGCGCGUAAGACAGAGAGUGUAAAUCGUGAUUAGUCGGACAAUUACUUCGUGACAUAUAUAAAUGCACCCGGGAUGCCUGUUGUUAGUAAAUUAUAUAACGCACGCGGAAGGAGCGACUCGCUGUGGAAUAAAAUUGCACAGUAUUACGAUGUCCAACUUAUAGAUUAAAAAACAAGUAUCCAAGAAAGUUGACCAAAACUACUUCGCUGUAAUAGUUUCCUCAUCGUGUCGUCGCGAGAGCCAGUUUACCUCCUCGCCUCGAGUGUUCCUUGUGUAAACAGAGAGAAACCCGCCAAUCUUAGCAAUUUCUAAAUUAAUUAAAUCAUAAUUUUCUAACGUAUGUGUCACGUGUAGUUUGGCGCGAUAUAUUCCUGUAAAUUGCUCGUCAAACCUCAUGUUGCUCUCCUAGUUAAAAAAAAAAAAAAAGAAGGAAAAUGGAAAUCCGACAUUCGUCCACAAAAAGUUAAGAGCGUUAUAUUGUUAUAACAUGGUAAUGAGAGAAAAAGCAGUAGAAAUUUAUUACCUAGUAAACGAGAAUGGAUUAAAAUUUGAUCUAUCUAAA
Messenger RNA from Cyphomyrmex costatus, 5424 nucleotides. RefSeq names its product ADAMTS-like no long nerve cord (gene nolo). Bases 1 to 4800 code for a protein of 1599 amino acids. The transcript has 23 exons. The record is from RefSeq and is a predicted model, not a curated record. Gene Ontology annotation, biological process: proteolysis; extracellular matrix organization. NCBI's taxonomy places the organism in Eukaryota, Metazoa, Arthropoda, Insecta, Hymenoptera, Formicidae. Gene Ontology annotation, cellular component: extracellular matrix. Gene Ontology annotation, molecular function: metalloendopeptidase activity.